Messenger RNA from Adineta steineri, 1827 nucleotides. NCBI's taxonomy places the organism in Eukaryota, Metazoa, Rotifera, Eurotatoria, Adinetida, Adinetidae. The record is from the annotation of a GenBank genome assembly.
AUGGAUAAGACAUCUGUCACAAUUGCCAGUGCAGUAAAUACAUUAUCCGAUGUAGCUGCUCUUCGUCGUCAGUUGGAUGCCAUAGAACGUAAUGAAAAAAAUAAUAUUAGUGGAAAUAUUUCUCUAGAAAAUAUAAAGAAACAAUGUGAUGUAUUACAAAAAGAAACUGUUGCAAAAUUAUCGGCUACUACACAACAACAAGUUGAAGCUCAAGAUCAUUUACAUUUUGUUGUUAAACGUACAAAAGAAAUUAAUGAACUUAUUAAAUCACUUAAUGAUGCUGAAUCAGUUGAUGUUUGCUUUUUAAUGGAUUGUACGAAUAGUAUGCAAAAAUAUAUUCAAGAAGUUAAAGAUCGUAUAUUUGAAACAGUGAAAUUAUUAAAAUCACGUUUCUCAUUUUUUAAUAUACGUUUAGCAUUUGUUGGUUAUCGAGAUUUCAAUUUAACUCCAGACAAACAAUUUAGUAUAUUAGAUUUUACAGAUGAAAAAGAAUUUUAUUCAUUUGUUUCAACAGUUAAAUGUGAAUAUGGUGGCGAUGUUUGUGAAGAUGUUCUUGGUGGUUUACAAAAAACAAUAGGCCUUAGUUGGAAACAAGCUGUUCGGAUUUUAAUACAUGUUAGUGAUUGUCCAUCACAUGGUCGCCGAUAUCAUAAUUUACCUGAAGAUCAAGAUUUUUAUUUAAGUCACGAUGCUGAUGGAUCAAUUGGAACUAAUUGUAUUCAACAGUUAGUUGAAUUACGAGUAAGAUAUUUCUUUGGACGUUUAACAAAUCUUACCGAUAAAAUGAUUCAACAAUUUGCUAAAUCUACAUCAGAUAAAACGGCAAUACAACAAUUUCAUCUUGAAAAAUUUCAAAAUUUAUUACCAUUUAUUUUUGAUAGUGUAACACGAUCGAUUUCAAAGAAAACAUCAUCAAUAAUGAAAACUUAUGCUGUAAACAGUGAAAAUCCUCUUAGUACAGAAAGUUUAGCAAAAAAUAGUGUUCGUCGUAGUAUAGUUUUUGAUGGAAAAGAACCAACAUGGACACGUAUACAACCUAAACAAGUACAAGUUGUUAAAUAUGAAUGUAAUUCUGAUUUAAAUUGUGAAGAAAUGAUGCAAUCAAAAAAUAUUAAAAUUGCUGAUAGUCCAUUUGCAGAAGGUGCACUACGUUUAGCAUAUUAUGGUUUAUUACAAUAUAAAGAUAUAUGGGGAAAAGUUGUUUUUAAAGAAUAUAAAGGCGUUACAGGUGGUGAUAAUACAAAAGAAAUGUAUUUAGAAAUGUUAGAUUGUCAAACAGUUGCUGAUUAUCUUGCUCAAGAAUUUAAUAAAGUAUCACCAGCUACUAAUUCAACAGCUAUGAUCAAAAAAAUUAAAUUCAUAAUGACAAAAUUAGUUUUUGUUCCACAAGGUAACGAAGGUAAAUUUCGUUAUUAUACAAUGGAAAGAUUCAUCGAAGGUGCAUAUAAGAAAUUUUCGAAUAACAUUGGAUAUGUUAAUCAUCAAGAUCCAGCAUUAACUUUACAAGCAUUUUCACAUUGGACAUAUGAACGUACAAAUGGUGAAAUGAUCGUUGUUGAUUUACAAGGUAUUGACAUUGGUGAUCAUCAAACAUAUUUAUUAACUGAUCCAUGUAUACAUGCAACUGAUCUUAAACGAUUUGGUCGAACAAAUCUUGGUAAAGCUGGUAUAAAAAGAUUUUUUCAAACACAUGUGUGUAAUAUCAUUUGUCAAACAUUCAAACUUAAACGAAAUGAACAUCAGCCAGACAGAGCAUCAUCGAAAUGUGAUUCUUACAUUUGUGAAAAACCAAAUAGUAGUAUGGCUACUGAAGCUUCCAAGAAAUAA